This is a messenger RNA of Ichthyophthirius multifiliis, 507 nucleotides long. Its product is annotated as ubiquitin carboxyl-terminal hydrolase family protein, putative. Gene Ontology annotation, molecular function: cysteine-type deubiquitinase activity. Lineage: Eukaryota; Ciliophora; Oligohymenophorea; Hymenostomatida. Gene Ontology annotation, biological process: protein deubiquitination. The record is from RefSeq and is a predicted model, not a curated record. The transcript has 5 exons.
AUGUUUAAUGGAUAUUAAUAACACGAUGCUUAGGAAUUUCUUGCUUUAUUUUUAGAUGUAGUUCACGAAGAUUUAAAUAGAGUAAAAGUCAAAAUAUUAACUCAAGAAAUUGAAUCUGAAGGGAAAGAUGAUUAAUUAUUAUCUAAAUUACAUUGGGAAAAUCACUUAAAAAGAAAUUCAAGUGUUAUUGUUGACCUAAUAUAAGUUUCUUGUUAAGAAUAAUUUCAUUUUAAUAUCAAUCAAAACACUACUAUUGAAAUUUUGAUUGAAUUUAUGAGUAGAAAGCACAAUAUUAAUAAAAAUAAACUACUUUUUUGUUCAUUAACUUCAUUUAGACCUGUUUUAUAUGAGUUAGAUGAAGAUACUUCCCAAAUUGAAUUUUCUUAAUGUCUUCUAAUUCCAGUAUUUUGUGGAAAUAGUAAUUGUAAUAAUUGCGAACUUCCUUUUUCAGAUGAAAUAACCUUAUAAUAAAUUGUUGAUAAAAUAAUUGAUAAAUCAUCGUUUUGA